Botrytis sinoallii is the source of this 900-nucleotide messenger RNA. RefSeq lists its product as uncharacterized. Gene Ontology annotation, biological process: signal transduction. The coding region runs from base 1 to 900 and encodes 299 amino acids. The transcript is spliced from 2 exons. The record is from RefSeq and is a predicted model, not a curated record. Gene Ontology annotation, cellular component: cytoplasm. NCBI's taxonomy places the organism in Eukaryota, Fungi, Ascomycota, Leotiomycetes, Helotiales, Sclerotiniaceae.
AUGGCAUCCUCAGAGGUCGACACAAAGUUCCUUGGCCAAUUUGCCAAAAACAUUCAAUUGGACCACCCACUGCUGGCUCAAAAUCUGUUUCAGAUUUUGGGAAAUCUCACCAUGCUCUCAAAAAUGGUUGUGAAAGCGCGAAAACUCAGACGACUCGACACAACCCGUGAUACGAAGUCCGUCGAACUAUACACUCGAAUUAUCUGGUAUGCGAAAGAAGGUUUGAAAAUUCUAGAACAAUACGUUCUACCGCUAGUGGCAGGUUUCGGAGAGUUAAAAGUCCUCGUUUACAAACUGAGAGCGAGUUAUUAUCAUCUCUAUGUUCUCUUCCACAAUACUCCUGCGAUCACUCUCAGAACUCCCAAGAUCUCUACUCCACCUGGUUUGACAUCUCCACGCUACAAAGAAAAAGGAAAAGGGAUCGACAAUACCCCACCGCCAGACCCACAUCUGCCAGACAUCACAGGAAGUUUUCUCAUCCCCGCUCACGAUUACCGUCCCUUCGCAACCCAAUGUUUCGAAGACGCAUCCAUCCUUGCUGAUCGCCAACUAUGGGGUUCUCACCCUCUGCGCCUCUCUGUCAAAGUCGAAUACACAGCAUUUAUAUAUGAUUGUCUGGAUGAAGCGAAUCGGUCGAGAGAACUGGCCCGGAAGACGAUUAGCGAAGUCUAUAAUGCGGACGAGGGAAUGGACGAUGAUAUGUUUGAAGAUGCGGCAGAAUUAGUGAGUAUUCUGGGGAAGAUGAUGAAGAGGGGUUUGAGCACAGGCACGAGCGCGGGAACUAGUACAGUGGGGGCCAGUGGAAGUGAUGAAGGUACUGUGAGGGGAAGGGGAGGGGAAUCGGAGAGAACACCGAGAUUACACGGGGAUACAUUACCGCCGAUGCAUAACCCGAUAUGA